GAGCUGGAGAAGCCAGACAAGACCCGCGGGCCGCUCGAGGACAAGUGCUACACCUGCAAAGAGUUCUCGAUGGAUUGCGAGGCCGCGUUCGGCGACUGGGACGGCCUCUGCGCCGCGCACGCCGAGGGCAAGUCUGUCCAUGAUGACGUCUCGGAGGGCUUGCAGGUGAAGCGCGGCUCCGCGGCUGGGUUCGUUCCUUCCACCGAGGUUUCUACGACGAGGAUUGGUUCGAAGGUUUCCGAGACGGCGACGAGCAUGAACGCCGUCGAGUUCAGGAGCCACUUUACGAAGGAGCCGAGGGGGGAUGCCGUCAAGAAGUUGCCGUGGACGAUGGUUCGGGUCUUCGGGUCUACCGAGAAAGAUAAGGUUUUCAUUUUCGAGCAUAUGCCAGGUUCGAAGUGGUGGAGCUACGAGGUGUUCAUCGAGAAGGUCAAAACCGCGAACGCGCCGAACCUGGAGGCCCGCCAGCACUUCUUCAAGAACCAGCCCGAGCGCGUUGCCACGAGGAAGCUUCAGGCAUCGUCGGAUGUGUACGAAGCGAGCUGCCAGAUCCUCGGCACCCACGCCCUCGUGCACAUCGACGACCACCUGCUGUCCAUCGGGAGGCUUCGCCCAGGCUCCGCCCCGGCGAAGCGAGCGGCUGCGCUGCAGGCUAUUCGGCCGCGGUUGCUGGACUUGUUGGCGCAGGCCAAGAAGGACUCUUUGAAUCUGGCCAUGGCAAUGGUCAAGGGCUCCGAGGGGGUUUCUCGGCAUCACGCCGAGGUGGCUGAGACGAAGCUGCGGGUCCGCGGGUGGGAGGACCAGGCGAACGUCGUCAAGAAUCGUUUGCUAGUUUUUCGCCAAGCUGAGCUUCUGCCCACUUCGCGGAUCCACACCGUCGACCCUGCGGAUGUGCACGCCGCUGCGAAGGCAGCGCUGGCUGCGAAGGUGGAGUUGCCAGUGGCCGCAUGCAUGGGCUUGCUUCUGAUCGAGCGCAACCGCGUCGCCAAGGGAAUCUGGGGUGACAACGCCAGCUUCGAGAAGCUCUUCGGCAUUGCCUCUGCUUGGGCGCCAACUGUCGACGUCGACCCCACCCCGUUCGAUCCAGCCGCUCCGACGCUGGCGAACCUCAACCUCGACAUGGAGAAGAAGCUCGACAUCAUGCAAGUCUCCUUCAUCAACGCGGUGGUGCCCUCUGCGAUCGCCAGGGGCCAGUCGCAGCGCGGCGCGCUGAAGCGCCUCCUGGACAAGUUCGGCGGCGCCAUCGAGAAGAUCGCGACGACUCGCGUCGACGCCUCCGAGUGCGAGGCCGCGAAGAUGUGCGAGUUCAUGGAAGUCGUGCGCUACAUCGCGCAGCUGCUGGAUCCGAAGACGCUCGUCUCGCCCGAGGCCGACGCAGACGUCUACGGUCGCGAGUGCGUCGAAGGUUCUUUGAUCCAGGUCGUGGCUAGUGCAAUUGGGGCGUCGCCGUACUACAGCAACUUGCUCAGUGAACUCACGAACCCACAGAUGAUCGUAGCGUUGAAGGAGAUGGCCUCUCAGAUGCUGAAGCUCGAGACUGACCUCUCCGAAUCGUCGGGGGAGUUGUUCUCGCACUUGGGGUCUGCGCCCAAGCUGUUGCAUCGCCUGACUGCUCGGUUCCCCUCCAGCGUCGCCCAGAACUUCGAUGAGGUCGCCAAGUCCACGGCUUUCGAGCAGGUACAGGUUAUUCGGAGCGAGAUCUGCGCAAAUAUUGUCACACUGGAUAGAUUGCGCCGUGCCAAGGAUGCCCUGGAGGAGCUCAGCUCGGCCUUCCCAACAGACUCGACCUUGCCAGCGGCCAUCGGAGAUAUCGUCGCAGCCACGAGGAGCAUCGAGCUCGGCGCCAGUCGCCAGGACAUCCAUAAUGCCAUCAAGGACGUCUUGAUUUCGAGUACGAAGACCGACGAGUUCCAAGCUCUGGCAGACAAGUGCAACGUAUCCAUCGGCAUGCGCAUUGAUCAUGCAGAUGGUUCUUCAGACCCCGACCCGUUGUUGCAGAUGAUCGAGUGCACCGCCAAUGAGGCUUCCAUGGUCGAGGGCAAGGACAUCCCGCGCUUGCGAAAGCCCGGCAACAACUUGCAAACGCACGCGCCCUUCGUGUUCACGGGCCUCGACUGCCUCGAGGAGGGCCUGUAG
This is a messenger RNA of Prorocentrum cordatum, 2136 nucleotides long. Lineage: Eukaryota; Dinophyceae; Prorocentrales; Prorocentraceae. The record is from the annotation of a GenBank genome assembly.